Molecule: messenger RNA, 637 nt
Organism: Aspergillus heteromorphus CBS 117.55
Lineage: Eukaryota; Fungi; Ascomycota; Eurotiomycetes; Eurotiales; Aspergillaceae
Product: nuclear transport factor 2 family protein
Exons: 3
Coding region: 59-637 (192 amino acids)
Source: RefSeq, a predicted model, not a curated record
UUUCGAUAGAGGUGAUUGGGCGGUAGUAGAGUUGAGCUGUACCGAUACCAAGACCAAGAUGGGGGGGGGGCAAGAGUAUCUCCAGAGCCACUGCUGGCAUUUGCGGUUUGACGAGAACGACCAGAUUUUCCAUGUCAGAUGCUAUCUAUACUCGUAUACGGCGGAGAAGGUUCUUGGGGAGGAAAAGGCGUUACAGGAGAAUAUGUUGUUGGUCCAGGGUGAUAUCUCCCCCGAGCCCGAGUACCCAGAUAUCCCCUUCAACCACAACCACAAAGCCUUCCUCCGAGAAUUUUACCACAUCACCGACGACCCACACGAUUUUGACGGCUAUGUGGACUCCUUCACCCCCGACGCGACCGUAAUCCUGGGCACCCGGAAAUUCCAGGGACGAGAAGAGAUCCGGCAGUUACUAGUCUGCAUGUGGGAUGCGAUUGAGAAGCGAACCCAUAGGCCGCUGCAAGUAUUUCCAUUUGGACGGGGUUUAGAUGUGGUCAUGAUCCACAGAACGGUGGAGUAUGUCUUCAAAGAUGGAGGACAGAAAACGGUGGAUUGGGCCGCGAGGUGUCAGUUGGCUGAGUUGCGGGGGAGUAGGAUUCGGUCUUACCAGGUUUAUCUGUCGGAUUCUGCGGCCUGGUGA